Messenger RNA from Symbiodinium natans, 1347 nucleotides. The record is from the annotation of a GenBank genome assembly. NCBI's taxonomy places the organism in Eukaryota, Dinophyceae, Suessiales, Symbiodiniaceae.
AUGGCCAUCGGAGUGGUAGCGAUAGCCCUGUCGAUCCUGUCUCCACCGGCCAGCUCGACUUUGUGCGAGCCGGUAUCGAUGCAGGCGACAAUCCCAACAACCGGUUACCUACAUGGCUACCAGAUGGCCAUGAAUGCGGAAGGCGACGUUUUCCUAGCAACCUCUAGAUCAUCAUCGCUGGAGGGAUGGGUCAACUUCGGUGGCCUCGACCUCGUCGUGAUGAAGUACAACGCCAGCCUCGUCAAGCAGUGGGAGUUCCAGUACGGCUCGGCGGCGGAUGAUGCAGUCAAGGGGCUGGCCUUGACUGCAGGUGGCGAACUAGUCGUCGCAGGCGAAACUCAGGGGACAUUGUUCGCUCCCCACGGUGAUAACAACGACGUGUUCAUUACGAAGCUCCCCGUUGCUGGCAUCGCACCCGACACCGUACCCGGCAGCGGCAGCUUCUGGGUGAGCCAAGCGAGCAACAACUAUUACGACGUGGUUGGCGUGGGGGGUGUGGCGGUGGCCCCCAACGGCGACCUCUUCGUCGCGGGCGAGACCCGCGCCUAUCCCUACAAUGACGUGCUCGUCAUGAAGUUCACUUCCAGCGGCAUGGCAUGGAGAAAGCAGUUCGGCAAUGCGAGCGAGAAUGAGUUUGGACAGCGUGUGGCUUUGGGCGCUGGCGGCCAAAUUGUCGUCUCGUUCAGAACCGUCUCCCGCUACUCUCCGUAUCCAAACACGUUUGGUCUUGCGAGCUUCGACGCCGACGGCACAUUGCAGUGGUCCCAGGAGGUCGACAACAAUUCCUCGAACGAGGAAAAGGCCUUGCUCGUGCUUUCGGGCGGGGACAUCCUCCUCGCAGGGGAAACAAGGGGAUCCAUGCCGGGGUUCACGAACAUGGGCUCAGGCGACGGAGUCAUGGGCCCAGGCGACGCAGUGGUCAUGAAGUUCAGUGCCAGCGGCACGCUGCAAUGGACGCAGCAGUUCGGCACUUCCGAGCUUGACCGUGCGGAGUGUCUCUUGGAGGAUGUGGAUGGCGGAUUCUUCCUGGCAGGCAGCACUUGGGGAUCGAUGCCAGGGUUCACCAACGAUGGUGGCUAUGCCGUGUUCGUGAUGAAGUUUGACGCCGAUGGUGCGUCGCAGUGGACGUACCAGUACGAUAUCUCCUGUUAUCCUGACAUUAUGAGGUUGAACUCGGACGGCGAGCUCGUCAUCGCAGGAGCGUCGGUCAGCGGCACCGUCUGCACUGCGAGGUUCCCGAAUUCUCCUUGCCCGACGGCUCCUCCCCAAACGACAUCUUCAGGUGCCCGCGCGGUCCUCGCAUGGGUGACGUGCUUGGGGCUUGUGAGCAUGGGUUGGGGAGCAUAG